Penicillium egyptiacum is the source of this 1257-nucleotide messenger RNA. Lineage: Eukaryota; Fungi; Ascomycota; Eurotiomycetes; Eurotiales; Aspergillaceae. The record is from the annotation of a GenBank genome assembly.
AUGGGGAAAGCCAAAGUCAUCGGACCUAACGGUCUUGUUCCAAUUAGUCUCCAGAGACAGGCAGACAUUCGCAUCACGACCGAGGUGAUCUACGACGUGAUCACCAAUAGCAACAUGAUUAGCCUGGAGGAGAGCGCUCAUGCUCCUGUCACUGUUCGCAACAAGGCUCGUGCUGAUCGUCUCGCCGGUGUGCAGACAGUGUCUGCUCGCCUUAACGGCCGUCGCUUCACCCAGGUGGAUGUCAACGAGCCGCGUAAGCUAUAUGACGCCUCCGAGGACAUCGAGAAGACAAUGAAGCUUGCAAAUGACAAGCAAGCUGCUGCUUCUAGUGCCACAGCCUCGCAUGCCUCCCCCCCUCCAAAGAAUUCUGGCAUUGAUCCGCGCGCCAAGCCGUUUGUUCCUGCUGGACCCAAGGAUGAAGUGGCUCAUACGCCUCUGAAGAGUGCCCCCCGCAAGGCAACUCCUGUCGAAAGCAAGGACGCCGACAACGACUCCACCGCCGGUUCCAAGACGUCCCAGAAGGCCGAGUCCACCGGGGAUGGGGAGUCUGCUGCCUGUCCCAAGAGGCCCAGAGGUGUUACUGCACCUGCCGAUUUCAUGAAGCAGGUCCGUUUGCUCCACUUGCAGAAGCAGAUCGCACCCAAGAUUGUCCCGACUGGUCCUCCUCGUCGGAUUGUCUUCGGAGAUCUUCCUGAGUGGGCGGACAUACCCAACGUCCUGCAGCUUGUCUACGGCGGUGCUAUAGAACGUGCUUGGAGCGAGAAUGGCGGAGUCAUCGUGCAGUUCGUCGAUCAAGACGACUGCGUCAAGUACUACGAGAACCACUCGGACGGUAUCAAGUUGAAGGAUGGCGAUGACGACGUCACCAUCUCUGUUGCUAUGCCCGAGGAGGGUCUGCACGAUAACGCCGAGCUGUGGAAGCGUGUCGAAGGGGGUGCUUCCCGCGUCGUUUGUCUCUCUGGUCUUCCAGCUAGCUUCAAGACUACCGACAAUGAAAACGUCUUGGGUAUUGCCGCUGACCCUGUCUGGGGUACGAAGAGCUUCGAGCGCAUUCUGAUCAAGCAGGCCGAGUCUGGUGUUGAUGUCUACAUCUCCUUCUACGACCUCCAUGACGGUUGGGACUUCUUGCAAAGCAUCAAGGAGGGAGCGUACGACUGCAUUGCUGCCUUUGAAGUUGACCCAUGCGCUCUUGCUCAGGGAUUCCAUUUCAUGGAUGAGCCCAACCUGAUGUUCUCUGGAAUUCUCGCCGUGGACUAG